AUGGUGCUUUCUGGAUUCACCCUCAAUGAUGCCAUCCUCCUUUUUGCCUUCUUUUAUUCUUCUUCUGACGUCUUUGUCGAGUGGGACUCAUUCGCAAGCUGCGCAAAGCCGAUUCACUAUUGGCUUUUGGGUUCCUAUGUCGCGUUGAUCGCCUUCAGGCUGUCUCACUACCUUGGACAGUACCUGUCUGAUGAUGGAGAUGAGGAUUUUAUCCUAUAUCGUCAGAGGGGACCUCCUUUUUGGGUGAAUGUGCUCAUUCUGGGCGUUCUGUUUCCUUGUUUCUUCGGUUGGACGAUCUUAGGCACAUUCUGGUUCCUUGAAGUUCGAGAUAAAACGCCAUACUGUCUUCCCCGGGAGAGCCACCCUUGGUUCUUCGCCUUUUGGUUGGGGCUGUGUUAUAUUUGGAUCCUGAUAUACAUAAUCUUCAUCGGUAUAGCGGCAGUUUUCGAGUAUCGCGCACGCAGAAUAGAGGCAGACCUUCGCAUCCUUCAAAAUGAAGACAUGAUUCGGCGGUGGGGACGCCUCCGACUUUUCUCCCAAUAUGGAAUUUAUAUUUUCCGUCGCGGACUGACGACAGAACAAAUUAGGAAGCUGCCCUCACACAAGCUAACCUGUGGUCCUAUCGACUUGACGCCGUGUUCGAUUUGCCUGGAGGAGUUUGUCAGAAAUGACUGCGUCCGUGUUCUACAGCCUUGUGGCCACAUAUUCCACAAAAGCUGCAUCGAUAUUUGGCUGUUGCGCAACGCUGUUUGCCCCAAUUGCAAAUCACCCAUAUGCGCCAGCGCAGCCUGCCCUCGUAUGCCAGAGGAGGAACCUGCUAGCGAUGCAGAAACAUGCACCACAACACCUGGGCGAUCACACCCUACAAGUGAGUGCUAG
Cyclospora cayetanensis is the source of this 879-nucleotide messenger RNA. Its product is annotated as E3 ubiquitin-protein ligase SIS3. Gene Ontology annotation, molecular function: ubiquitin-protein transferase activity. Bases 1 to 879 code for a protein of 292 amino acids. The transcript is spliced from 8 exons. Gene Ontology annotation, biological process: sugar mediated signaling pathway. NCBI's taxonomy places the organism in Eukaryota, Apicomplexa, Conoidasida, Eucoccidiorida, Eimeriidae. The record is from RefSeq and is a predicted model, not a curated record.